Saccostrea echinata is the source of this 16152-nucleotide messenger RNA. RefSeq lists its product as uncharacterized. Gene Ontology annotation, molecular function: protein binding; calcium ion binding; lipid carrier activity. NCBI's taxonomy places the organism in Eukaryota, Metazoa, Mollusca, Bivalvia, Ostreida, Ostreidae. The transcript has 51 exons. Gene Ontology annotation, cellular component: membrane. Gene Ontology annotation, biological process: homophilic cell-cell adhesion; lipid transport. The record is from RefSeq and is a predicted model, not a curated record. The coding region runs from base 1 to 15903 and encodes 5300 amino acids.
AUGGUUCUCAUCAGUCAUAAUUUGGUUAUUUCUAUUUGUAUUUUAUUGGUUUAUCUUUUUGGAGGCACUGUCAGUUAUAAUUAUGACAUAGGAUACGAUUAUCGGUACAUCUACAAGGCAGAGUCAGUGGUUUUGGGCGAUUUUAGAAUUACUACCAUCGUCAAGUUCUGUGUAAGACCAGUUGAAAGAUUGAAUAAUUCACUGCUGUGUCAACUCCAUGUAGACAGUUUCACCCAGUCUGCUGGUGGAAUAACAAAAACCAAUCCCGUGGGAUGGAACUUCGAUAAUGGAUUCGAGUUUUUAAUUUCUGAGGAUGGUUUGAUUAAAGAAAUAGCACAUCAUCAUGAAGAGAAGACUGACGUAUUGAAUCUAAAAAAGGUUCUUGCCAGCGUACUAUCUGCAAAAGGAAAGCUUGGUCUUAAAAACAAACAAACAUUUGACAACUGGGAACACGACCAUUCUGGUUAUUUGCCACACAACUAUGUCCUUCAGAGCACAAGCUCAGGCUAUAGAGUCCAUAAAUUUCAUGAGAGCACAGACAAAGUGUAUAGAAAACAUGCAAAGACCCUUCAUUAUAGCCAUGGUGGGGUUAUUGAAUAUGUCAGAGCAGAUGAUAAAGUCAUUCUUCAGAACAAAAACAAACUGUCGGAAACAAGACAUUCAGUUCUCGGCGAAAAAGAAAUAGAGGAAGAAAAAAGUGGAGAUGUGAAAGACAUUGAGUCGAACACUUCAACAGAAGUAAGACUUGUCAAGAAAAUAAAACUUGAUAAAGUUGAUGCAUUAUCGCCAUUAGACAAGUACUUGAAAGUUAAAGGCAGCAUUGUUGUGCAAAAGGACAAACGAAAAACGACUGCUUUAUCAGAAGUUGACAACAAUAUUGAAUCAAAUGUAGCAUGCAUUCAGUCCUACAAAGAGGAAGUCAACAGAAACAGAUCGGAUUGUUUUGCAGACCUUGUGCAGAUUAUUAAUCGUCUUCCGGAGGAGGAUUAUGCAAAAUUAGCAACACGCGAGUUUGCUAGGGAAUGCAAAUUAAAUGACACAAGCUGCUCCAGUAGACAAAAUCUAUUCAUAGAUCUUCUAUUCAAAGAAGGACACAAUAUUACACAAAAUCUGAUUAUCAAACACUUCUUAGAAAAGAAAGAUGUCAAUGAAACUGUCAUUUUUCGAAUAUUUUUCCAUAUAGCGGAUAUGAAAAAACCCACAAUGGCUUUAUUAGAAGCUGUGGAAGAGAUAUGCCUCGGUCAAGAUCAUACAAAUAUAGGAUUAAUUGCCAUGACCAAAACCCACAAACAUGCCUGUUUGGCACUUGGGACAUUGAUAAGAAUAUUUCGAAACAAUUCUAAGCAUAAUGAAAAGACAGACCAUCUUCUCGAUUCCCUUCAGAAGUGGUUAUCCCCACACAAUCAAACAAAUUAUAAAGAAAUGUGCAGUAAAAAAAUACCACGCCGAUCAGUGGACAGAUUUGAUGGUGAACUCCAUAAUUACACUUACUCCAAAAUGGUGUUAAUCCAUGCCUUGGGAAACUCCGGAAACGCCAGGGACCACCUCCUGACGUACAUGAGGCCCGGGGAGGGGGACAACAGCUGGAGAAGAGCUGCUAUCAUAGGAAUGAGGCACUUUAACUGCACAGAGAGCUCUGCUGCUUUACUUGACUUGGCCGUCAACGAUGAACACUCCUUAGUUCGACAACAAGCCAUUGAAUAUUUUGAAAAUCAUCCUUUAUCGAAAAGAAGUAUUCCACAGCAUCGAGACAUAAUUUUAAGUCGACACUACACGUAUCAAACCUUGAUGCGAGUUAAGAGAGGUAUUCUUGACGUAAAAUUCAAAGACGGCUUCUUUUUUGCAAUGAGACUUCCUGGUAUACAAUGGAAUAAACAGAUGGGAAAUAGUGCCCUUGGAGCAGGCAUUGGACUUAUUUUGACAAAUGAACUUGAAAUAGAAAUAAAACCACUCAGUGGACACGCCAUGUUGAAUGUCUAUGACGAUGCAUAUGCAAAAGUUAUGAUUGGUUGGCUUGGAAUAGAACAGAAUCUCUUCCGCGCUCACGCCUGCUACAGGGGGCAUGCGGGAUAUGAUAUAAACAUCCUAAAGGACUUUGGAGUCAAUGGCAUACAGGACUUAGCAACAAUAUUCGACAGAAUCGUGAAAAAAGUUGUCGUUCCAAUCAAAAACGCUGUUAAGGCUUUCAAAGACAUUAUUCAGUUAUUUGACAAUGGCGUUGAAUACAUUGUCAACAAGAUUAUUGAGCUGGUGAAAAACUUUCCACUUAUUUUAGAAGGCAUCAUUCAAAAUGUCAUCAAAGCAGUCAUGAAGGUCAUUGAGUAUGGAGGGGUUCCUUGGAUUGACCAAAUAAAGAAGAUAAUUAUUAAAGCCAGAUAUUUUGUAGAAGACGUUAAGGAGGACCUAACAGAGUUUUAUAGUACUAUAGCUGAUGCCAGCACAGUGACCUUGCCCUAUGUUGCCAAGAAGUUGUUUGACUCAGUUGCAACAAUAAUCUCAGCAGUGAAAAAUUUUUUGUCAAAUCCGGUUCAGUCUGCAACGGUCUUUGGAAAAUCUGUACUAGAUAUCAAGCUUGCAAUUGGAAUGUUUCUAGAUGUGAAAAAUAAAGUUGUAGAGAGUUUGUCGUUUCUGAAAGGUGGUACGCCAUUUUGGGUGGACUACUGGGAGGAUUUUAAGGAGAUUUUAGGAGACGUCAAAGACCUACUUGUGCUUCUCUCUGAUAAAAGAGAAAGUCAGUCCACCGAAGAGUUGGAGGAUGAACUUUCCACUGCACUUACUGAUGGCAUUUCAAUGACGAGAGAGCAAACCAAUAUUUUUAUAGAAGCUAUAAAGGAGUCAUUUGGGAACAUAACAACUCAGUUUAAAAACACAUUGGGUGACUUAGUUUCUCCGUUUUUCAAUGCGUUCCACUCUGUUUUGAAUGCAGUCAAAGAAAUCAAGUCUGGAUAUACUUCGGUUAGAGAUAUAUUCAUUAAAACAAAGAAUAUUAUACAAAAGAUUUUUGGCUCCAAAUUCCACAUAACAUUUCCGAAGCGGCGAAGAGUUGAGGACUCUACUUGUGGAGUAGGUGUUUGGCCCACAAAUACGAAUGGGAGAUAUCAAACACUAGGCGUUGAUGUCCGAAUUGGAUACAACGCUGACAUUCGAUGUCCAGUGAAUGGCGAAGUUUUUAGAGAAAAUAACAGAGUACUGAUCUUGCCUACAGAUGAAGAUUUCAUCGAAUUUGAAAUAAUAAUAGAAAAUAUUAUUCCCAAUCCAUCAAUCCCAUUAAACGGUCAAUUUCUCUCAGCGGGUAAAGACAUUAUUGGAAAAGCCGACCAAUCACCUUGCGAUUAUAAUUCCAUUCAUGUAUCUGUGCGGAAAAAGAAUCUGAUAAGAAUGUCAGAUUCUGAGUACGAAUACAUAGACCCGUCUCCGUUUCUGGAUCAUCUGCUUCCCAAUCCAGAAUGGAUCUGGGAAUGCAAAGAUUACACUUACAUUAAUUAUCUAAGUGUUGUUUCUGCUGAUGCCGUUGGAGAAACACUCGAGAAAUUGAAAGAUAAAAUUUCUAGAGCACGCUUCGAAGGAGCUGAAGAUCUUGGGAACGAAUUUCCUCCUGAAGAACCUAAUUAUCGCCCUCCAGAGUUCGAAGUGGCUUCUCCGGAUGAUCCAGUUGCUGUUGGUGCGUGGAACAAGUUCAAGGAAGGAUUCAAGGGUCUCGUUUCAAACUUCAAGGACAUUGCGAAACAGCUUUUCGAUUUUUCAAAUAACAGGACUGGGCCUAAUCUUCUUGAUCUGGUGAAUGUUAAUUCAUAUACACUUGGAAGAAUUAAAGAAUUACUAGGGGAUAAAGUUGCAACUGAAAUGAAAAUUCUAUAUGAGAAACUAACGCAGCUGCGAUCGUCCAUUUCUGCUCAAAAUCUUGAGGGGAUGUCAAUAUCAAACCUCCGGGGUUUACUAUCAGCAUCGUUCAGUACAGCAUCUGGAUCAAAAUCAAACAUGGUAUCAAGAAUUCUCACUAGGACUGAAAAAGAUUGCCCGAUGUUUCUCAACAGACUUCCAAAAGGCCCUGGAAAUGUUUGUUUUGUGCAUCGUACCUGCAAUGAAAUUUCCUGUGCUGUUUUACUUUCCCAUGCCAAUCACAGAAUAAUGGUAACUGCCGAUAUCAAAAUGGAUGGAUGUUUGAAACAAGUAAACGUCACAGCACAGUCAACUUCAGUGGUAAUAAAUUUUCAAGAAGGUGUUGAAAUAGAAGAAAGGGUUCCUGUAGUAAGCGUGUCUAGGUUAAUGUCUGCCAACUUAGUUGUUUCUAUAACAUUUGACUGGUCAACAGCAGUUAUCUCCCUUUCUGCAGAACUCUGUGUAUCUGAUUUCAUUUCUUGCUUGCAUACGGUACCAGUGUUGUUGAACUACGAAGUUGAUUCGACAUGCUCAUCAGACGAUGGAAAUAUCCCUGUUUUGCCUACUAUGGAUAGCAUAACCGUUCAAGAUUUCAUAGCAGAACUCUCUGAAAACCAUCUACUUGAUAAAGAAAUUCUCAAAAUCCUUGACACCAUUAGGGAAGCAAUGAUGGACGAGUUAAUCAACGAUCCGAGGACACUCCUAAAAAUAAUGGGAAAAGAGUUUCAAGAGAAGGUAGACUUCUGCGCAGAGGCAGAGAUCCCAUUUCCUACGAAAGAUUUCGUGUUCGUCGAUGAGGAUGUGGGCCCCUUCAUGGUUGGUCCUGUUCCAUUAUAUUUUGAGUUAGGGGCUGGGGCAUCUGUUGGCCUGAGAAUACAAGUCGGUCUCUGCAUUCUAAGUUUCAAAGCAAGAGUAACACUUAUUCCCUGGUCAGGGGCAAUAGCCUGGGGUGGAGUGGCUGUAAAAUUCUUCAUAUUCAGAGCUGGAAUAAGGCUAAUAGGGUACCUACUUGAGACACGGUUUCCGAUAACAGCAGAAAUAACAUAUAACAAGUUCCCUCUAGAUGUAAAAGGAAGCUUGGAUCUUAUUCUUUAUCCAGUGCGUCUGAAACUGGAGGCAUACUGCGUUCUAGAAAUCAAAAUCUGCUUCUGGAAAUGCUUUAAAAAAACUAUCACAAUUUUCCGAGGAACGCUUUGGACAUACUCCACAAGACCAAUUAAUGGGAAUGUCUUCACAAAUAUAAAAGAUGAGAAAGACACCUCGCCUCCAGAAUUUUCUGCUCCUGGUGUUUCUAAUCAAGGAAAUCGACGAAAAAGAGAAACAACAGAUAAAUGUCUCCUCAGACAAAUUCCAGGGCGAAACCAUAAAGACCCGGCAUAUGAACUACAGUUCGCUGCAGACGAUGAUAAAAGUAAUCUGAAAUUAUAUUAUGCUAUCGGGACACAUCAGGGAGGUACAAAUGUUGUAGAUUUCACAGAAAUGGGUGGAUUUUCUAUGCUAAUUGCAACAAAUGAUUUGCCAAAUGCAAUACCUUUAUAUUGGACUGUAAAAGCAGUCAACAGCCAAGGCACUGAUGCCCGUGUGUAUUGCAUGCUACCUACGUAUGAUAACACAUUGCCAGAUGGGCGAGUAGACCCCUCUUAUAUAUAUAGCUCCCAUCCAAACGUCUUGACUGCUAUCAUAAAUGUAUUUGAGGAUUCUGAACUGAAAAAAGUUCAAAGCCAGGCUGUAGGAUAUAGCUCCGGUAUGUAUGGAAGCGAAAUUGUACCUUGGAAGAAUCUUUCUCUGGAGUUGUCCACACACAGAACAGGAAUUUCAAAUGAUCUGAAACACUUCAGUGUUCCAAAAACUGGCAAACUUACAAGUACACCCUUUACUGUUCAUAUUACGCAUACACCAGAGGACUGUGCAACAAAGUGCAUUAAUUCAGGGAAGAAAUGCGUUUCGUUUGAUUAUGCUUACUUCACAGAAUCUUGUGAACUGCAAACUGUUGUCGAGGGUCCGAGUGCUAAGUUAAGAAAAAGUGGUACAUACAUGAAUUAUGAAAGACUUGGGGUUGGACAUAAUUCCUAUGAAAGAUUUGAGAAUCUUCCCUUGGAACACGGCAUUACGUAUUUUAUCAAUGCCAGGAUAGUUAACGUUCUUGAUUAUGUUGCAUACCUUCAUUCUAUUGGAACAAUGGUCGAUUUUUCUCCACCAAGUACUGGAAAUUUAGGCACAGAAUUUAAUGAAACGUUCUUGGCAGAUAGAUGCAAAGCAUCUGUUGCACAACGCUGUGUCGAAGUAACCUGGAAGGAUAACCACAGAUAUAUAAUUGAUGGGAAAGGGGCAUCAGUUGUAUUCAAUGGACACACGCCCUUGAAGGAUAAAAUGUAUACAAGAUCAAAUCACUAUAUAUCAGUCAAUUUUGACGGCUUUCAUGAUGAUGAAACUGGGAUUUAUCAGUACACGUGGGCUGUUGGAAAAUCAGUUUGUAAUCAAGAUGUAGUUAAUUUUUCUGAUCCACACGAAUUUCUUCACAGCUCUAAACACUGGACACACAGUGGUUAUGAGAAAAAUAUGUUUUUACAGGAUGGACAAUACUUCAUGACAGUCCAGUGCCUUAACAACGUGGUGUUUGGUGGUUCACUGGUUACAACUGUUUGUCACAGCAAUCCCCUCACCGUGGACACAACACCACCUUUCUUUGAUGGAGUUGAACAAAUCUAUUUCGAUGAACACUUCGAUAUGCUUGCGAUAUAUUAUAAAGCUGGUGAUAAUGAGUCUUUACUUAGAAGCGUCGACUUUGGACUUGGGAAAACAAAAUAUGAUGUUCUUGUCAGAAAAUAUUCAUAUCACGAGCCAAUGAACGGGAAAGAUGCUCCGUUCAUUGUCAUUGAAGAGCUGGAUUUAGAGGAGGGAGUUCCGGCUUGGCCUCGAGUGCGAGUUGAUAAUGGCGUGGGCUUAUUUAAAGCUGGCAGUGGUCCUGAGCCCAUUUUGAUUGAUAGAACAUCUCCUGUGGCUGGAAUAGUACUGGAUGGUUAUAUCGUACAUCAUGAUUUGACCUACCAAUCAAACGACGAACAGCUCUGUGCCCAAUGGACAGCCUUUUAUGACCCCGAGUCUGGCAUUGACCAUUUCCGUUGGGGUAUAGGAACCAUUCCUGGAAAAGACAACAUCAUGAAUUUCCGUAAUUUUUCCCACAACACAAGACAUUCCUGUAUUGACAUCGCCCUCCGGCACAAUACACGCUACUUUUCUACUGUCAUAGUCUUCAAUGGAGCCUUAAAUUCCAAAGAUUCUAACAGUACUUCUAAUGGAGUGUUAAUUGACACAACACCCCCACUUUCGGGUUAUGCAGUUGAUGGUCCUGAUUUGUCUGAAGAUAUAUCAUUCUCCUCAGAGACAGCUACUAAAUUUGUAACCUGGGAUAAUUUUUCUGAUCCAGAGUCUGGCAUAGAAAAGUACGCCGUGACGGUCUAUAUAAACGAUGCCAAGAUUAAGACAUUCGAAUCUACAAAAGAGACAACUUUUGUAGAUCAUUCUAUCAGCAUGGAUCACAAAGAUAAAGUUCAUUUCCAAGUUGACAGUUUCAACAAAGCUGGCCUAUCCGAGAAUAUUAUCACAGAUGGAUACAUCAUCGACCAUACGCCCCCAAAUUUGAUAUUCAUUCAAGACAAUAUUCACAAAAGAAGGUAUCAGACAAAUGAAAACCUUCUGAAUCUAAGAUGGCAAUUUGAGGACGAGGAAUCAGGGAUUAAAGAAUAUCGCUAUGCAGUUUUGGAAUCCUUGCAUGGAAUGAAGAAACGUAUUUGGCCAAAGACAGAGACGUUCCUAACUGCUUUUCCCAAUUCCAGCAUGGGUACUACUGCUAUAGAUUUAAAUAAGCAUCUUUUAAUAGGUGCUACUUAUUCAGUUCAUGUGAUAGCAAUAAAUGUAGCACACCUUUCCACAGCACACGAAUCAGAAGGCGUAACCAUAGACCCAACUCCUCCAAUCAUGGUUAAGGUUCACAUAGGUUUGUUAGAUGAGGAUGAGGAAGUUGAGGAUGGAUAUGUGCAGCAUGCUAAUUCACAAUCUAUCAGAGUAAGUUGGAUUGGCGAUGAUCCCGAAAGUCAUAUACAAAAAUUUUAUGUUGCCAUAGGAACAAGUCAGGGUGACGUAAGUGUAACGCAUGGGUAUAUUGACAUGGAAACAAAAACGUCUGCAGAUAUUGAAGCCUCUCUUUCAACCUUUUCUGAAUCUGGUGAAAUAUACUAUGUUGCUGUCAAGGCUGAAAAUGGUGCCGGUAUUCUAUCCUCUCCACUAUAUUCAAAACCAAUAAAGAUCUUGAAAGAAAAUGUACCAGGGGUUAUUUUUGAUGGUCGAGAACCUUUCCAUGAUGAAGAUAAUACAAACGACAGAUUCAGUAUUGCCAUGCAUUUCCAAGGAUUUUCAAGUGAAGCGUGUAACAUUGUUAAAUAUGAAUGGGCGAUCGGAUCAAAACCUUAUUAUUCUGAUAUAAAUGAAUAUACAGAAUAUGGCAUUGUUCACAACAAAACCCAUCGCAAAGCACAAACCCAUGUACAACUGAACGAAAAUCAAGCAUAUCAUGUUACAGUCAGAGCAAAGACGGGCCAUAACUGUCACGAAGAAUUCAUUGUAUCAACAUCAGAUGGAAUAACCACUGACUUUAGCCCUCCUGAAAUUACAAGUAUAGUGCCAGAAAACAAUGAGGGCCACUUUUACGACUCAGAGUCUCAGUGUCUCUUUCAAUCGUACGUCGAUUCUUUCGAAUACAAAUGGAAUGUUACUGAUCAGUCUGAAUUGCAAUUUGAAAAUUAUUCGGUUGGAUUGAAACCACUGACAAAUGAUGUACUGCCUUCAUCUUUAUCUACAGAGUCGAAAAUUCCACCAGGUGUUCUUUCAACGCAAACUGGUGUUGCAUACUUUGUGAAUGUCUUUGCAAAGGAUAACGUUGGAUUUUUAACUUCCUCAACUUCACUGCCAAUUGUUGCAGACAUCUCACCACCGACAAUAAAUAAUCUAACGUGCACAAAUAUAAUAUCUACCAAACAGUCUUCCAUUGAUUGCUCAUGGCAAAUUAUGGAGAAAGAAAGUAAGUUAAAACAAAUAUCUAUCUGUGUUGGAUCCCAAGAAAUUCUGGAAGACGUGAUUCAGAACAUAACACUUCCUACAUAUCAAAGCAAGUGGACUACUGAUGUGAAGAGCUUUUCAAAUUUGAACAAUCUCUCAUAUAUUUAUGUCUCUCUGACUGCAUCAAACGUGAUGGAUCUCUCUUCAACAAAAACGUUUAGAAUUGCAAUCGACUAUACAGCACCAAAUAUAGAAAAAGUAGAAUUCGUCACCUGGACAAACCCUCUUAAGGAACAUGUUAAGCAGAUUUGUCAGCUACCCUGGACUUAUGUAGAUGUUAAUGUGUCUGCUAUAGAGGACAAAGAAUCCGAAAUAGAUAGGGCUGAGAUCUGUUUAGGAAGCGAGCCGGCAACCGACAAUAUCAAGGCAUAUCAAGACAUGGAAAACAAUUAUAUGACCAUUGAUAAUAUCUACGCCUCGGCUGGAACCAAGAUAUACGCCACUGUAAGGGCGUACAACAGAGUUGGACUCCACAGUGUCUUGACGUCGGAACCCAUUAUAGUCAGCCCAGAUCCUAGAAUUGAUGUUCUUGACGGAAAAGGCGACAUAGAUGCUGAUUUCCAAGCAAGUUUAAAUGUAAUUCAAGGGUCAUACCGCUACUCUGACAAUUGUCCGAUAAUAAAGGCUGAAUGGUCGGUAGAGGACCUGACUGGAAAAGUCAUCCAAAAUAACACAGCUGUACCUGGGAAUGGACUUUUUUUCUUCAACGACCAAUUGAUUUUGCAAAAUAAUUAUUUGUACUUUGUUAAAGUAAAAAUUACGGACGCUCUUAAUCGGACAAAAGAGGGAAAAUCCGAUGGUAUUACCGUUAGAAUCCAGCCACCUGUUUCUGGAAUCGUAAGAGAUGGACUUGGUUCAGAGGACAUCAAAUACCAGGAAUCUCUGGCGGAACUUUCAGCAAACUGGGACGCUUUUGGUAAUGAGGCUUCUGGAGAUCCUACACAGAAAAUAGAUCAUUACGAGGUUUCUAUUGGAGAUGAUACAAGAGACCAUAUAACAAGAACUAAUAUACAUUACUUUACAAAUGUCGGGUUAAAUACAAGCUACACAUUUUCGGGUUUAAACCUUACAUCGAAAACUGUGCGGUAUUACAUCACGGUAAGAGGUUAUAGUAUAACUGGGGCCUUCGAAGAAGGCUAUUCCAAUGGAGUUAGAGUUGGAUACCGACUAGACAUAAUACCAGGGCUUAUUGAAACAAAUGACGUACAAUCAAGUACCAGUGAAAUGACAGUUUCAUGGAGUGGAUUCGAUUCCGAUAUAGGUAUCAAGGAAUAUUACACAGCGAUAUCUACCAUACCAGUCUUUAAAAGUAAUAAAACGUAUCCAUGUUCCGAUAUUCAAACAUUUUCUCCUCGGUUUGACAUAGUCUCACCAAAGGAAGUAGGACUGGACACUAUUCAAACUUUUAAAAACCUGUCUCUAAAUCAUGGAAUGUCCUAUUAUGUGACUGUCAUUGCUAGAGAUGAAAUCGGAAUGUGUUCCUCGUCGGAGAGUUUGCCUAUCCUUGUUGAUACUACUGCACCUAUUCGAAGUAAUGUGACCUUCCUCGUGAAUGGUUGGAAUGUAACUGGACGAAAAAAGUUCUUCGUGACAAAUCCAAAUAGAAUAGAAAUAAAACUUCUUGAUUUAGAGGACCCUGAGAGUGGAAUUGAUACAGUUAUUUUUCGUCUAAAUCAAUAUUUGGAUUGUCCAUCUUCUGGAACUCAGUCAUCAUCCUCUCAUGUGGUGAAAGAAACGGUCGCUAAAAACGACACAAAGGUGAACAUGAUAAGUUUAAGUUUAGAAUCUAAGAGAUAUUAUUACAUUGACGUAACAGCAAACAACAAUGCUGGUCUGGAAUCGCACUUGGUAAGUCCAGUAAUGCUAUUCGAUACUGGAUCACCACAUGAAGGAUCAGCCAUUAUUGGAAAUAACUGGGGAGAGAAGACAUCGUAUCAAUCUUCGACAUCAAGAAUCACAGCUUUGACAGCAAUUGCAAGAACAGAAGAUGUAUACGUAUGUGAUAAUACGAAAACAUUCUUCCCUUCGGAAGAGAACCUAGCAUGGAUCCCUUUAUCAGGAGAUUUCUCGACACAAAAUGUGAUAAGAGAAAAAUAUAGAUGGAUUUUCAAUGUAGGAUAUAACACCCCCUUGACAAAAGUCCUGAAAAGUGGAAUUUCACGCUGGAUGGGAGCAUUACAAGAAGGAGUAUAUUCAAGUACAUUAUCGGCAGCAAAAGGAAAGAACAUCUCUACUGCACUGAUCAUAUCAAGUUCAAAAGAUAAUCCAUAUUUUCCUUUAAAAUUUACACGACCACAACCAAGCAACUUUGACAGAGUCAGCUUCAAUUUUUCUGGAACAGAACAUGAAAUGUCGAAUUAUUCAUAUUCUUCCAGCUCUACCGAAAAUCCGACAUCAGCAAGGCCAUUGGCUAGCUCUACUCUUGAUGUCAUGGUUUCUGUUACCGGACCUUCCUAUGAAACUCUCAAUACAGAUGCGUCCAAUGGCUUCGGUUUUCAAGUAUUAGGUGAUCAACAAAAUGGAAGUAAGGGAUGGGAUGUUUUGUUCUGGGCAAAAGGUAAUAAUGAAGAAUUUCAUAGGUGGACCCAAAUAGACAAUGACCCAUCUGAAAAUCAGCAAAAAUACAGUAUUCGCACGAAGAGAAGGAAUUCUGAAAACAAAAUAGUGUGGGACUUGGAAUUCUCCAUUAAUGGAGAUAUUAAGGCAAAUAUUUAUGGGCUUUCAUUUGAUGCCAUCGACUUAAGCAUUUUCGUCCAAACAUGGAAUUUUGAAGACUAUGAGGAACCAAUAACUGACCCAAUUCAUCCGUAUCGGUCUCAGGCUGUACUAUCAAAAUUGAAAAUACCUACUAAUGCAACAAUGGACUGCUUAAUUGGAAAAGGUUUUUAUGAUGGUGAAAGUGGGAUUUCCGAAAUAUGGACUGGGAUUUCUGAUAACAUAGAGAGUUACGGAAAUGUCAGGAAAAUGGAAUUGCAUAAAAAGAUGUGUACACCUUGCUUAUUCAAUUGCAAUUUCAGUUGUGAUGUAAACUGUUCACUCUCUGACAAAAGUCUCUCGGAAUUUGAGAUAAUUCCUCUCACGUUAGACAAUCUAGAUCUGAAGACAACAAUUGUCUCCAACGAUGGUUUAAACGCAAGUGUUAAGACGGAAAUCGUUAACAUGACCGAAUAUUAUGUUAACGUGAAGAUGGUUAACUUUGCUGGACAGGCAGUUUCAACUAUUACAAAUCCAGUUAUCGUCGACAAAACACCACCUGUUUGUGAAUAUAUUCGUUGUUUGGACCCUGACGUAACAGGGAUGGAUGCACCGACAGACAAACUGGGAUCUAAUAAGACCAUUGGAGCGUACUGGUUGUGUGAAGAUAAUAUAAGUGGAAUUAAAAAAGCCUAUGUUAAGGUGGGAACGGAAACGACUGAUAGUGGACACAGAGAAGACGAAAAUAUGGCAUCGGAAAAAGAUAUAGGAGCUGUUUCCAAAAUCAAAAUAUCUCUGGAUGAUAAUGUUUACUUUGAAGACAGGAAAACGUAUUUUGUCAACCUCGUUAUAUUUAAUGGUGCCGGCCUUUCCACAGUUUAUAGUUGCAAUGUAUCGACAAUUCUUACUCCACCAGACGUUUCCGAUGUAGAUUCGAACAUUUUGCUUUCAUCUGAGAGAGAUCAAACGACAGGGACAGUUUUUGCAGACUCUUUAGAUCGGUUUGGAAUUAGCUGGAACAACAGAGGAAAUGAUACCGAUUACUACAAGUGGCAAAUGGGGACAUAUGAAGGAGGGGGAGACAUUAUACCACCAACUAUAAUAGGUCUUACAAGAGAAGGGACUGCAGAAGUUAUUAGCGGUGAACUGUGGUUGAACGGCAAUAAAACUGGUAAAUCUUUAGCAGCUCUCGACCCAGGAACUUGGGGAAACUUAACUGAAUCAGAAAUAAACAAAACAGAAAGCGACUUCCGCUUCCGGAUGGAACCUGGACGAUGCGUGUUUCUGUCUCUAAUUGCUGUUGGAUAUUCCAGUUUGGAGGCAAAUAUUUCAUCCCAAAGAAUGUGUUUUAAGCGGAAGAACAAUGACUUGUUUUUGAAUAAUCAACAUAAUAAUAUAACAACAGUUGCAUGGCUAUCUAAUGACAGAUUUGAGGAAAUACCACAGAUAAAUGGAAAUGAAGCAAUUGUUAUAAGUAUUACAGGUCAAAUAACUGGCGUUUCCGUUGGUUCUUUAUCCGAGUCCGACCUGCAAGCAGAGUAUGGAACAGCUUCGUCCUUUGAAUUCAGAUCUUACCUUACCAAUCCAAAUACCACAAACUGGCCAUCAAGACGUGAAAUUCGAAAUAGGAUUGUGAAACCUCUUGAAGUCAACUUUUUCAUUGCACCAACCCCUACCAUAGAUAUGGAAUUUAUUGAUGUUGACAUCAGAAUACAAUUGAAUGAUUUUGAUAAUUCUACAGUUCCUGCUCUUUUAAUUUGGGAUGCGUACACCUUCAACUCAGAUACAAAAAGGCACGGUAUAUGGCGACACGUAGGGGAAAACUGUGGAGGAGAUAUAACAGAUCCAACAAUAGAAGGAAAUAUUUAUAAAGCAAAGAUAUGCCAAGAGACAUUCCAGAUGUUAACAAGACGUAAAAGAUCUCCUGCAGUAACAGUCACAAACCCUUACCAAUUUACACUAGUGGUCAUGAAUGUGUCCUUUUAUAAUUCACCACCUGAAGUCGAUAUCGAUACUAUUUUGACAACGGAAGAUACACCGAUCAUUGAUUUCCAAAUACCUUACCAUGAUGAUGAAAUGGAUUCUGUUCAAUUUUAUCUUCUUCAAAAUUCUGAUAUUGGAUUUGCAAAUCUGACUUUGAAUGGUAGCUUGACCUAUUACCCUAAACCAGAUUUCUUUGGCAAGGAUAGCAUUAGGAUUACACUAACAGACAAUGCAAAAUAUCCAGCAACGACCGAGAAAAUCAUUUGGAUUAAAGUCAAUGAAGUAAAUGACAUGCCGAUGUUUGGUUUUCAUCAUAAUUACACUUCAUAUGACGUAAAGGAAAAUAAAAGUUUAACCCUAAUUUUCGAAGGCAAUUCGACAUCCAAUUACCUGUUUGACUUUGGCUUUGCAGAUGUUGAUGAGAAUGAAACUCUUUCUUUCAUAUCAAGCCUAACUAACACCAAAGAUGUCAAUAUAACCACAACGAGCACCGAUAAUGCAUGGUUCCUAAAUGACACAUUUGGUCAUAAAGAGAUGAAGACAAAACAAGGAUAUGCAGCAGAAAUGGCUAUCAAUAAAAACUUCCACGGUGACUUCUAUUACUACAUUCUUGGUUUUGAUAGUCACAGCUAUUAUACCGAGCGUUUGGAGACACAUAUUUUCAUCCUUUGGUCUCCCUGUGUCUAUGGCGUUUGUUCCCCUAAAUUCAACACCUCUCCAUCUUGCCAAGACAUUUCCAGAGCUGAUUCUUUUGAUUUUUAUAAAUGCCUAUGUGAUCCCGGUUACUCGGGUAUGUGGUGUGAAAAUGAAAUUAAUGAGUGUCAGCAACAACCGUGCGGGGAUCUCUUCAACUGUGAAGACAAAAUCAACAGUUAUGAAUGUGUCAUCAAACCAGAAGCUCUGGUCUCUUUGAUUGUUGCUGCAAUAUUGUUCAUAAUUCUGGUUGUCAUCUUGUAUCGAUUCUUCAGGUGCAAAACAAAGCCAUACAGGGUAACAACUCCUUUGUCACCGGAUGAAGAUGAAUCAUUUGAUGACUUUGACACCAACACUGCUAAAUUAAUUGAAUACAAGAAUUCAGCGCCAAUUGCCACUGACUGCAAAUUUCAAAACACCGAGAAUAAAAUGCCACCGUAUAGUUCUUUCAUAACAUCACAGGAAACUUCAAGAAAAGGAUCAUUCACAUUCAUUGGGGAUAACAAUGGUCAAGAUUACAAGAAAAACAUUGAAGGAAAUGAUUUUAGAAGCACCGGUCAUACAGAUAAUUUGUACACUAAUAAGAAGCUGUUAUACCAAGAAAAACCUUUCUAUGCAAAGAUAUUGCAAAAUUCAGAAAAGAAGAAACCAAUGAAAAGGGUUCCAUUUUUGUAUCCAUCUGAGCACGACAAUGCUGCUUACUCGCCAGACAUCUCUGAAAAUGAUUCCUCGGAUGACGAACAAUUUGGCCCAUUUCAUUCAGCGCAAAAUAAUCUGGCAAAGGUAUUAAACUCUGAAAAAUCGCAGUUCAAAUCUGGCUCAAAGGAGACUUUUUGCUUUCAAAAUUUAGCAUAUUUUGAACCUUCGACUCCAAAGGUAGAAAUCCAAAGAAACAUGAAUUUCCCGGGAGCUGUCGGUUAUGCUAAGAAUAGAAGUCCUACCUUUGAAACAUGUCUGCAUAAAACUGAAAUUGACGAAAGUCCCACAGUGCCAAAAUCAGAUAAAACAUGCGGUCUGGAAAAGAUAAAAGAUUCUGAGAAAUUGCAGUCCAAACCGAGCCCAAAGGAAACCUUUUGCUUUCAGAACUUAGCUUAUUCUGAUCCUUCGACUCCAAAAGUAGAAAUCCAAAGAAAUACGCAUUUCCAGGGAGCUGUCGGUUACGGUAAGAAUAGAAGUCCUACCAUAGAAACAUGUCUGCAUAAAACUGAAAUUGACGAAAGCCCCCUAGUGACCAAAUCAGGCGAAUCACGCAUUCUGGAAACUGCUGAAAAUGCUUCGAUUAACAAUGGACAAGAAACGGAAAGGCGCGAAUCAUAUGAUGAUAUAGGCAGCUCGAAGCCUACAGAAGUUUUCCCACGAUUUACAAAAGGUUUGGCAGCCGCUAAAAAUUUUACCACUCCGAGUACUAUUGCGCCUACUAUCCUUCGCGUUGCAUCACCAGAGGAAUGCCCAGUUGCACAGAUGUCUGAUAGUGAUGAAGAAAUAGAUAGAUAUAUGACAUCUACACCUAUCGGAAUCUCCAUAGACGACAUGUUUUGAUCACUGAGAGGGUGUGAAAAAAUUUAUUUUAGUAACAUUUGAAGCAGUAAUCUUCACCACUUUUUAAUCGAAAGUUAAAGACAACGCGCUGUUGAAUGCUAAUCGCUUGAUUGUUAUAUUCUUUUAUCAUAUGAAAUUAAUUCUCUCUUCACAAUUGUCGAAGUGUGUUUGUAUCAAAACAGUUUUACUUUGUUUCACUGUUUUUUUUUCUUUUUGUUCUACCGAAUUAAAUCUUACUUUGAUCUUUAA